This is a messenger RNA of Dissoconium aciculare CBS 342.82, 672 nucleotides long. RefSeq lists its product as uncharacterized. NCBI's taxonomy places the organism in Eukaryota, Fungi, Ascomycota, Dothideomycetes, Mycosphaerellales, Dissoconiaceae. The coding region runs from base 1 to 672 and encodes 223 amino acids. The record is from RefSeq and is a predicted model, not a curated record. The transcript is spliced from 3 exons.
AUGUCGAGCACACUUGUCCUUCUGGGAGGCGAGAGGCGAGGAAAUUCAGUGCUCAGCAAAACUGCCCGCCAAUGCGAUAAAUUGGGCAUGACACCAAACUUCAGUCGUCCUGUCCCGAACUCGCGUUCCCACUCGCAGGCGUCUGAGGAGAAUCACUCUCCGACUUGCGAGAGAGCAGAUCAAGGCCUUGCUGCCUCGGAACCAGCGACGGGCGUAAGAGAGCGUCGUGCGAGACCUCCACCACCAGUCUUUAAAAACCCUUGGUUGUCAUUGGAGACUGGAGGAGUCACAGCUGAGAUCGAUGCCGUUCUCCACAGCUUCCCGGUGCCACCAUCACCGCGACUCGACAGUGGAUCAUUCAUACUCGGCAGCUUCGACGGUAGAGCGGUCGACCCAACAUCUUCCAGACAGCAAUCGGCGCAGACCACAAGCGAGCACCAAGGGUCACCAACAUGGAGCCCGAUAUACUCAGCCCGAACUUCGACUUCGAGCAAUCACGAGGACUCCUUUUGUCGCCGCCAGUCUGGCGAGAGGCUGAAUUUCUCGCGGCCGUCGCUCCGGUCUUCGACCUUGAGUCACAGCGGCUCGCAUCCAGCGCAGCAAGCUAGAAUGAUGUCUGCGGACCAUGUAGCGAGCGACGUGAAGGAAUCACAACCUCGGUCGAGCUGUUGA